Molecule: messenger RNA, 2473 nt
Organism: Branchiostoma floridae (Florida lancelet)
Lineage: Eukaryota; Metazoa; Chordata; Leptocardii; Amphioxiformes; Branchiostomatidae
Exons: 6
Coding region: 113-1288 (391 amino acids)
Source: RefSeq, a predicted model, not a curated record
GCCUUUUACCUACAGUAAGGCUAGUCUACUCGCUGGUAUUGUGGCGUAUCUGUUAGGGCCAACUUGGGGUGGGACUUCCACCGGUGAAGCUCUCGAAUACGUGGCCAACACCAUGCUGCUACCAACCAACGGUAACCGCGCGGACGCUCCCGAUGUGGUGAUUGUUCUGACCGACGGAUUCUCAGGACCCGUCACGGGCCCAGCCUCGGUCCUGCACAGCAUGGGCGUCCAGACGUUCGCCAUCGGCGUCGGGAGUUGCGUGAACGACGUCAAGCUACACGAAAUCGCCAACUGUCGCGACCACGUGUACAAACUGUCGGACUUCAUACGUCCGGAGGUAAUCACGGACAACGUGCACAAGCAGAUCUGCUGCAACAAGCCAAGAGAUAGAUGCCAUUACCAUGGAUGUUUUUAUGACCGCCCUAACCGUAAGUUCCCCAACUCCCCCAUUUUGGGUCACCAGGCGAUGACUAAACUCCUAUGUUGGAACCACUGCAAGAACCAGGGCUACCCCUAUGCUGCGACCGAGUAUUCUUCGCAGUGUUUCUGUGGGACCCAGCAGAACUUCGACAACCUUGGUCCCCAGCUACCAGACAGUCAGUGUAACCGUCCGUGCACCGGAGAUCCAAACGAGAUGUGCGGUGGAACCUGGAGGAUGUCCGUGUACAGUUCCAUUGACGCCUGUCCGGCUAACUACGAGCGCGUGAUGGUGAACGGGCCGUGCCUGCGGUUCUCUGCCAGAGAUGAUCGCAGAACCUACCAGGAUGCCAAGCAGACCUGUGAGGAGGAAGGCGCCCGUCUGGUGGUCAUCAAGUCAGCUGCACUUGACGCUUUCAUCGACAACCGCAUCCAAACCACCUACGCCGCCGAGACCUGGAUCGGGCUGGACGAUCUGACUGCUCCUUCUCCACAGUACCGCUGGUGCGACGGAAGCGUGUUGGACACAGCAGCAGGUGACUUCGACGACUGGUCUCCAAUUGACGGGCAACCCGACACUUUCGCAGGUAUAAAUUGGGAGAAAUGUGUCGAGAUCCGCCCCCAGUUUAACUACCAGUGGAACAACCACUUUUGCUGGCUGCGCAAGAACUACAUCUGCGAGAAAGUCGCAGAGCCACCGUGCUGCCCCCGGCCGAGGGUAGUGGUGUCAGAUCCUGGAUAUACCAUCUCCGAUGAGAGCGGGUUCAGUGCGUACAGGCUGUCACCUCCUCUGCAAUGCGAUGAGCCCGCCGAGGAGGAGACACCACCGCCGGAGGAGGAGACACCGCCGCCAGACGAACCGCUCAUCUAGGAGGAGAGACCAGAGACGCUCAGAUGGUCAAAUUAGGCGACGCGGUUGAGAAGAAAUUGAGAAUUUCUUGUGAUACAGAGUAGAAUGUGAGUUUCAGAUAACAUCACCGUUUGGUCUGUAGUCCUGUUAUCACAUCAUCAGGAUGCAGAAUUAUAUUGAAAUUUGAUGAUCACAAGUAAAGCAUUUCUAGUCAUUAUCUAUACGUAUUAUUGAAUAGGACGUACAACUCUAGAAAUUAUUUGCGGUGUAUAUUGCGGUGGUAUUUCUUCCCUUAAUUCAACAUUUUGAUGAUUUUUUAUUUUUUGCUGCAUUUCAAGAAUAAUAGAAAGUUGUUUCAGACAGAUAAGAUCGACAUUUUAUCAUUUAUGCAUUAGUUGGAAGCAGCUGUUCUAAGUGGAAAGUGGUAUUGAGCUUAGCAUAGAAUAUUGUAUUUUAACGAUAUUGAUGUGCAUUAAAUUGCUUUGUACGGCUCUUACUUAAGUUAUCAGCUAUCUAAUUUCAAUAACCAUGUAUCCUCCAUAGUUACCACAACAAGUAACGUUACAUAAACGUUAUGCUGUUAACAUUGCUUUUGUGCACAAUACCACAAUUAGAAGACCAUGUAUAUUAUAUGGUAUUAUAGAAAAGAUCGAGACUUCAUCUAGAUUUAGUUGACAGCUGAAACAGUUGUGUAGUGUAGCCGCUGCCUAACGUGUUUUUAUAUUGUACUCACUGCAUAGAGCUGUAUGAUUGCCGUGGAAAAAACACUAGCUGUUUAUAAACCCUAAAGUAUCCAAUGUGUAGGUGUAGAUCAAUAUCAAUAACUAAAUAAAUAAAGUAUUUGAGAAAAUAAUAGAAGAAGAGCAACAUAUCCUGUGAUGACACUCUCUUUUUACACCAAGGAUGAUUGAGAUUCUGUUUUCUAACCAUGAACACCAGAGUUUGCACCAUACCAUGCAAACCUUAAUUGUAAAACAUUAAACAGAUUGUUGUAUUUAUCUUUGUUGUAUGAAGUACAGUAUAGUUUGACAAUUCACAAUCGAUACCGACCCAUAAGUUAACAUCAACAACACUAGUCUCGAUUAGGUUGUUAUAUUAGAAAUAUAGAUAUAAUUAUUUUGGCAACUUAGACUUAACUUGCAUUCAUGCGUUAGAAUGGUGGGUAUCUGUUGUCACUUUUUCCUCUGCAAAUAAAAAGGUCUGCGG